Messenger RNA from Trematosphaeria pertusa, 618 nucleotides. RefSeq lists its product as uncharacterized. Bases 69 to 467 code for a protein of 132 amino acids. The transcript has a single exon. The record is from RefSeq and is a predicted model, not a curated record. Lineage: Eukaryota; Fungi; Ascomycota; Dothideomycetes; Pleosporales; Trematosphaeriaceae.
CUCCGCACUAUUUAUAGGUUUUUAGUGCCACCUAUCCGGAAAGUCUGCCCCUUCGUCAGUUGCUUCCCAUGGCGCGCGGUGAUUUCUCAAAUCGCUCAAGGCGGCCCCUAGGGCUCCCUCGAGUUCCCGACUCCCAACCUCACACGUAUUCAAUCGGAAACUGUGCUGAGAUAUUGUACAUCACGCAUUUCAGUCGAAAAGAUCGCCUUCCAGAAUCCCGAACCUAUACCUCGAUUGACCGUCCGCACUCUAAUUUCGCCCCACACCCGAUGGUCGAUCCUCUCUCCGUUGCUAGCUCUAUUGCCGGCCUGGUAUCCCUUGGCAAGGUUACGUUUCUGAGGCUAUUCCAUUCCGUCAAGGAUAUAAAGAACGCCGAGAAGGGAGUUAUCGACCUGGAGUCCGAUCCUACUCUCAAUGGCGUGCUAUAUUACUUUCUAGUAAUAGCACAGGUCCUGGAGACAGGAUGACCUAAGCUACUCCGUCCGGCUAGAUCACGUCUAUCUUUGCCUAGCUACGCUCUACAAAUUGGACGAGAAACGCAAAAGGAUGGGACUCACGGACAAGGACAAAGCGCGACAAGCGAUCAGAAACCCUUCGGGCGAUCAACACUACCGAGUG